Messenger RNA from Ogataea philodendri, 2781 nucleotides. RefSeq lists its product as uncharacterized. Gene Ontology annotation, molecular function: ATP-dependent peptidase activity; ATP hydrolysis activity; serine-type endopeptidase activity. Lineage: Eukaryota; Fungi; Ascomycota; Pichiomycetes; Pichiales; Pichiaceae. The record is from RefSeq and is a predicted model, not a curated record. The transcript has a single exon. Bases 1 to 2781 code for a protein of 926 amino acids. Gene Ontology annotation, biological process: protein processing; protein catabolic process; protein targeting to peroxisome. Gene Ontology annotation, cellular component: peroxisomal matrix.
AUGUCUUCCAAGAGCUCUGGUUUGCAGUUCCAGCUGCCGUUGUAUCAAUUACAGCAUAAUUUGGUGUUUUUACCGGGAAUCACAUAUCGAGUCCUUGUUGAUAAACAACUAGCUAGCGAGCUGGCAAAGAGAUGGCUUGCAGAGUCCAACACAGACGCCAUUUCUGCGCUUAGCGCGCAGUUCAACGUGGCCACCCGCCGGAUCGUGGCGUGUAUGCCCGGAGUGGACAAGGCGGAAACCUGCACGGUCUGUGUGGUGACUGGGUUCUACCAGAUGACCGAAUCUACAUUAAUCAGCUUCAAGGCCUUAACGCGAGGCAGAGUCGUCCAGGUCGAGAACCAAAAGGUUCAUGUUGACCUGGAGCUGACCAAUCACCAGGAAAUCGCCGACAUGUCGCAGUUUGAGCGGCUAUUCACAAACGUUGACGGGUUUCUAGCCGAGUACAAAAAUGGAGCCUCUGACGGAGACUCAAACGCGAAAUCGAUUUUAUUGCGGCUAUUGCCGUUGGCCACGCUGCUCUACAACCAGCUCUCUGCGUCUGACGUUUCCAGCGGUCUCGCGAACCUGAAGAAAGUGUAUGCCCGCAAAACAGGCAACUUCGGCCACUACAACGACGUCCUGGUGGCCCUGUUCCCGUUCCCGGUAAGUUUGAAGCUGGAGUAUUUGCAAAGCGUACAGGAAGACCGCGUCGGUGUUCUGCUCAAGGCCCUCGACUUUGCAAACAGAGUGUUUGAAGAACAGCUCAAUGUGGACUAUCUGAACGAAAUAUGGUCUGAUCUGGAUCUCAAGAACGGCAAGUCCCACGGCAACCUUGCGCGGUCGCAAUUCAUAUCGAGCCACCUGAAAAACCUGCGUGCGUUGGUGGAACAGAUUGGGUUGGCCAAACCGUCGGCUCGCAGGGCCCAGGACGAAGAGGACGACGACUUGAAACCGUUCCAGCAGUUCAUCGAGUCGAUCGACCAUUUCGCAAUCAACGACGACGGAAAACGGCUCAUCACAAAGGACUUCCAGCGCUUGAAACAGAUGCAAUCCAGCUCGUCGGAGUACCAGGUUCUAAGAACGUACCUAGAGGUGGUGAUGGACAUGCCGUGGCAAAGAGACGAUACCGAGAUCAGUUUCCAAGACAUGGACCUUUCCAAGGCCAAACAGCAAUUGGACGCCGACCAUUACGGCAUGGAGAGCGCAAAGGAGCGUAUUCUCGAGUAUCUGGCUGUUCUGAACCUGCACAACCGCAACGUUUCCAAAGCGGAGCCGGAGUUUAUUUCUGACGACGUUGCUACCAAACCUGUGCAACCAUCUUUGAAAGCACCGAUUCUCCUGCUAACAGGACCACCCGGCGUGGGGAAAACGUCUCUUGCCAAGUCGAUCGCAGGCACGCUUGGCCGCAAGUUCCAGCGCAUAAGCGUGGGCGGUCUGAACAACUAUGCUGACUUGAAAGGACAUCGUCGAACCUACGUCGGGGCAAUUCCAGGUUUGGUCAUCCAGGCGCUCAGACGCAGCCAGUCGAUGAACCCGGUGAUUCUCCUGGAUGAGGUCGACAAGCUCGGGUCCAACUCGCGCAAGAGCGAUUCCGAAUCUGCUCUGUUAGAGAUUCUCGACCCGGAGCAAAACACCAGCUUCCAGGACCAUUAUCUUGGAUUCCCCGUGGACUUGUCGCAGGUGCUGUUUGUGUGCACGGCGAACGAUUUAUGGGAGCUGAGCGACCCUUUGCGCGACCGUAUGGAGGUGAUCGAGCUGGCAGGGUACACUUACCGGGAAAAAGUGGAGAUUUGCAAGAAAUACAUCAUUCCUCGUCAGAUCGAGAGAGCCGGCUUGCCCAACGACUCUGUGCGUCUGGAUGACGCGGCUAUCCUCAAGAUUGCUACCGGAUACACAAGAGAGGCCGGUAUCCGGAACCUGGAGCGGUUGAUUGGUGCCAUUUGUCGGGGCAAGGCCAUUGAGUCGCAGCUGGGCGAGUACUCGCACACUGUGGCCGUGCACGACCUUGCAAAAUACCUGGGCGUUCCUACCCAUCUGCGCAACACGUCGCUGGAGGAGACCAAGCUUCAGAACGAGUACGGCGUGGUGAACGGACUGUCGUACAACACUGACGGAUCCGGGUCGCUUUUGCGGUUCGAGAUGGUUGGACUUCCUGGGUCGCAGAACAUGAAUUGCACGGGACGGCUGGGAAGUGUGCUGCUGGAGAGCUCGCAGAUCGCCAACACGUUGGUCGGAUACAUGUUGCACAACAAUCUAAUUGUUGGAACACAGGACUAUCGAGACGAGUUGCUUAAACGGUACGAAAACCUGAGUGUUCAUUUGCACGUUCCGGAAGGAGCGAUUUCGAAAGACGGGCCGUCUGCCGGAAUCACCAUGACAUUGUGUUUGUUGUCGCUUGUUUUGCAACGCAAGGUGCCGGAUAAUCUGGCCAUGACGGGUGAAAUCACCCUGACAGGAAAAGUGCUGCCGAUCGGCGGGGUGCGCGAGAAACUACUGGGUGCACACCUGGCCGGAAAGGUGGACCGGGUGCUACUUCCACGACAGAACCGCAAAGAUGUGAUUGAAGACUAUAUCUACAACAUGAAGGACCGCACGUUUGCCAAAGAGCUGAUGGCCAAGCUUCUGGAACAGGAGGAGCAGCUGCUGCCUGCCGGGGACGCUGUUUUUGGCGAGCCCGAGAAAUGGGUCCAGGACAGCCUGGGGCUGGAGAUUGUGUAUGUUGGCGACUUCAGCGACGUGCUGGCGCGGGUGUGGUCGGGCGAUGUUGCUGUGAGCGGUGCCGUUCGCGAGGCACGGAUGUAG